AUGUUGAACCCCAAGACACUCGUUAGCGUCUUGGCUUGCCUCUGCGGCGCUGUCCAUGCUUCACCCUGCCAGCCAAAACCUCCCUCCACCUCGACGACUGCCCUCCCUACCAGCAGCAGCACCAGCACCACUGCCAGUCCUACCACUACUACGAGCCCGACCAGCACCACUGUGGCCCCGACCAGCACCACAACCACUGCAGCAACAUGCCCUACUCCCUCCAGCUGCAAUAACCUCGGCUUCGGCUGGGCAUACUUCAACAACCCGGCCGUGAACAACGACGCUACCUAUUCCAGCUUCGACCCUGCUUCAUUCAAGUCAGACAACCCCAUCUACGUCAGCACCACCAACCAGCUCGGUGGCCUUUUCCAGAGCAGCUCUGGCGGCGGAAACGGAGCUGUCGGCUCUAUCUACGGAUCCUCUCAACAGUUUCCCCUGAGCUACUUUGCUCUCAACCAGCGCGGUUACCUUUUUACUUGCGACGCAGGCACAUACACCUUCAGCUUCCCUUACGCGGACGACGCUAUUUAUUUUUGGAUCGGCGCAAAGGCAUACUCUGGAUGGACCAAGGGCAACGCCGAUGCUAAUGCCGAGUACAACCCGCUUACCAGCACUCCUGGGAGCACUACCUUUUCAGUUGCUCUUCCAGGUCAGGUGUACAUUCCCGUUCGGUUGGUGUAUGGAGAGGCCAACUAUAGCGGUGGCUUCAAGUUCAGCAUCACUUCUCCAAGCAUCCCACAGAUCGUAAUCGUUGGUGCUGGUCCAUCCGGGUUGCUCCUCGCUCUCCUCCUCGCCCAGCAGAACAUAUCCUCGACCGUUCUUGAAUCCUGGCCUGAACUCGAUACGCGUUUACGUGCAACACAGUAUGGCGUACCAGCCACGCGAGUAUUCCGCCGCGCCGGUAUUCUGGACGACGUUCGCGCAGCCAGUAUCUCCAAAUUCCCCAGCAUCUGCUGGAGAAGAGUCUCAGAUCACAAGAAGCUGAUUGAUCUUGAUCUUUCACUUGUCGAGGAUCGUCCUGACCGCAUGACGAUAUUUCCGCUCGGCGAAAUGAUCAAAAUCAUGUAUCGGCAUUGCAUGGAGAGAGGGAGAGGACUGAUUGAAGUCAAAUUCAAUCACGAAGUCACGAGUGUUGGUCAGGAUGAGAACACCGCUUGGGUUGACGUGGACAUCAAGGGCUCAGGGUCCACCGAGCGGGCUAGAUUCAGUGCUGAUUACGUCGUUGGGUGCGAUGGUGCAUCAAGUGCCGUGAGACACUCGCUAUUUGGAAGGACCUGGCCAGGCCAAACACUUCCCUACCGAUUCGUUGUUCAAAACGUCUUCUACGAUGGCUUCGAAGACUACAACUGGGACGGAGGAAACUACAUGAUCGACCCCGACCACUGUGGUCUCAUAGCCCACAGAGGAAAAGGAGGUCUGUGGCGCGUCACUUACGGCGAUCCAGUGCUAGGUCUCACCGACGAGGAAUACCUCAACCGCCGACCAACACAUAUGAAGGCUAUGCUCCCAGGCCACCCAGACCCAACCCAGUACCGGAUUGAACAAACGAACCUAUACAACAUUCACAAUCGCUGUGCAGAUACGUUCAAAGUCGGGCGUGUUAUUCUUGCAGGCGAUGCAGCUCAUGUCUGUAAUCCAAUGGGCGGAUACGGAUGCAUGUCUGCGGUGCUGGACGUAGGUGGUCUCGCGGAGUGCUUUUCGGGGUAUUUUCACGGUAUGGCUGGUGAAGAGAUCCUCGAGAAGUAUGCUCAAGUCAGACGGGAUAUCUUUUUGAAGUACGUGGACCCGAGAUCGAUUAAGAAUCUCAAUCGGGUGGCCAAGUCUGAUCCACAGACUGUGUUGGAGACGGAUAAGUUCUUUGGGAUCUUGAAAGAUCUGCAGAAAGACGAUAACUCGAUGAGAGAGUUUCUUCUUAAAGUAUCGAGCAUUGAGCAUGACUUUACUCAGCACUACCGACAGAAAUUGGACACAGGCCUAUAG
Thyridium curvatum is the source of this 1980-nucleotide messenger RNA. RefSeq lists its product as uncharacterized. Lineage: Eukaryota; Fungi; Ascomycota; Sordariomycetes; Thyridiales; Thyridiaceae. The record is from RefSeq and is a predicted model, not a curated record. The transcript has 4 exons. Gene Ontology annotation, molecular function: FAD binding. Bases 1 to 1980 code for a protein of 659 amino acids.